Messenger RNA from Mollisia scopiformis, 804 nucleotides. RefSeq lists its product as uncharacterized. The record is from RefSeq and is a predicted model, not a curated record. Bases 85 to 618 code for a protein of 177 amino acids. NCBI's taxonomy places the organism in Eukaryota, Fungi, Ascomycota, Leotiomycetes, Helotiales, Mollisiaceae. The transcript has a single exon.
AUCAUCGUUCCGCUCUCCUUCCUUCCUUUACUAUCCCUUUUAUUUGCAGUUCUUUACGAGGAUCACUGCGCAUUCACAUUUCAAAUGGCAGCCGCAGCCUCGACGUUCAACCCUGGGUCAAGCAUAGCGCCUCUGCCGACGCCAUUCUGGUUCUCGAGUGGCACGGGCGGAUCAGCCCCAGCAUCAUGUCAAGCAACGAUCAUCGACCCUGCCGAAAGCAGUGAUACAUAUUGCUGCAAUGGCCUGCUCAUCGAUAUAACGCAACCUAUCCUAGGAUCCCUGUCUGCUCAACAACAUCCAUUUUACUUCGACAAUCUCCGAUGCUGUUCUGCAGAUCCAGAUGUUGCGUUGGGAAGUGUAACGAGCUGUAGCACAGGGAGUGCAGCCAUGCUUGCAACGAGUGUUGCGGUCGUGACAAGCAGCAACUCAAGUGGGGUACAAAUUGGUAUGGCCAGUACAAGCACAAGCACAAGCACAAUACUAUCUACCAGCGAUGUUACGACCACGGCCACAGCUGCCAGCUCCUCGACAAGUGGAAGUGGGGGCCGAAAAUUGAGAGCUGGAAAAACGAUAUACUUGUUCACGAUCCUUUCUUUGGUACUGGCCCUGGUUCCUUAACGUUGGCAUACCCGAGUAUUAUUCAAAGAGACUCUGCUACGCAAUCUGCAAGUGUAUGCUACUUGCGUGGACAACCGAAUGAGAUCUGAGAUUAUCGCUACCCAGGACGAUCUGAAGGUGCGAGGAAGGAUCAUAUUGCGUUAUGGGACUCUCGAACGAGCAAGAGCCAAGGAGUGUCUGCAAAGA